Messenger RNA from Auxenochlorella protothecoides, 1677 nucleotides. Its product is annotated as T-complex protein 1 subunit gamma. Lineage: Eukaryota; Viridiplantae; Chlorophyta; Trebouxiophyceae; Chlorellales; Chlorellaceae. The transcript is spliced from 8 exons. The record is from RefSeq and is a predicted model, not a curated record. The coding region runs from base 1 to 1677 and encodes 558 amino acids. Gene Ontology annotation, molecular function: ATP binding; ATP hydrolysis activity; ATP-dependent protein folding chaperone. Gene Ontology annotation, cellular component: chaperonin-containing T-complex. Gene Ontology annotation, biological process: protein folding.
AUGAUGCAGGCACCGGUGACCGUGCUGCAGACCAACACACGGCGCGACACCGGCAAGAAGGCGCAGUAUGGCAACAUCUUGGCCGCCAAGGCCGUGGCCGACAUCGUGCGCACGACGCUUGGCCCACGUGCGAUGCUGAAGAUGCUGCUGGAUGCCAACGGCGGCAUCGUGCUGACCAACGACGGCAACGCCAUCCUGCGCGAGAUUGACGUGUCCCACCCCGCGGCCAAGUCCAUCAUCGAGCUCAGCCGGACGCAGGACGAGGCGGUGGGCGAUGGCACCACCUCCGUCAUCAUCCUGGCGGGGGAGAUGCUGGCCGCCGCGGAGCCCUUCCUGGAGCGCAACCUGCACCCCACCGUGAUCAUCCGCGCCUACAUGCGCGCGCUGGAGGACGCGCUGCGCCUCGUAGAUGCCGCGGCCUUCCCCAUCGACGUCCAGGACCGGGACCAGAUGCUGAAGAUUGUCAACUCCUGCAUCGGCACCAAAUUCACACAGCGCCUGGGCAAUCUGGUGGCGGACCUGGCGCUGGAUGCCGUGCAGCUGGUCAAGGUGGACGUGCCCGGCGGCACGCCCGAGAUCGACCUGAAGAAGUGGGCCAAGGUUGAGAAGAUCCCCGGCGCUUCCCUGGAGGACUCGCGCGUUCUGCGUGGCGUCAUGUUCGAGAAGGACGUGGUGGUGCCCGGGCGCAUGCGCCGCAAGAUCGCCAACCCCCGCAUCCUCCUCCUCGAUUGCCCGCUGGAGUACAAGAAGGGCGAGAACCAGACCAACGUGGAGCUGGCCAAGGAGGAAGACUGGGCCGCCCUACUCAAGCUGGAGGAGGACUGGGUGGCGCGCACGUGCGCGCAGAUCGCGGCGCUGAAGCCCGACCUGGUCAUCACGGAGAAGGGGCUGUCAGACCUGGCGGCGCACUACCUGACCAAGGCCGGCAUCUCCGCCAUCCGCCGCCUGCGCAAGACGGACAACAACCGCAUCGCGCGAGCGGCGGGGGCCACCAUCGUGUCUCGCCCCGACGAGGCCACCGAGCGCGACAUCGGCACGGGGGCCGGCCUGUUCGAGGUCCGCAAGAUCGGCGACGAGUUCUGGACAUUCAUUGUCGACUGCGAGGACCCCAAGGCCUGCUCCAUCGUCCUACGCGGCGCCUCCAAGGACGUGCUGAACGAGGUGGAGCGGAAUCUGCACGACGCCAUGGGCGUCGCCAGGAACGUGGUGCUGGAUCCGCGGCUCGUCCCCGGCGGCGGCGCGGUGGAGAUGGCGGUGAGCCACGGCCUGGCGGAGCUGUCCACUGCCGGCGGCGUGCUGGGAAAUGAGCAGGCGGCCUACCGCGCGGUGGGCGCGGCGCUGGAGGUCAUCCCCCGGACCCUGGCCUCCAACUGCGGGGCCAACGUCAUCCGCACCAUCAGCAAGCUGCGCGCCGCCCACGCCGAGAAGAGCAGCAGCUUCGGCAUUAAUGGAAACACCGGCAAGGUGGAGGACAUGCGGGAGCUGGGUGUCUGGGAGCCGUACGAGGUCAAGGCCCAGACGCUGAAGACGGCAGUGGAGGCGGCCACCCUCCUCCUGCGCAUCGACGACAUCGUGAGCGGGCUGAAGAAGCGCGGCGGUGGCGGUGGAAAGGGCGGCGGCGUGCCCCAGGUGGACAGCGGCGAGAACGUGGACUCCGAGCACAUGCUCCAGGAGUGA